AAUAUGAAUUUCUGACACGUUCAGCUCGACAUAAAAGACAGUGUCGCGCUUCAGACUGCAGCAUUUCUUCAACGGGAGAAGACGUCGAGAAUAGACGAUUACAGAAGUAACUAUUACAGUUUCGAAAGCUGUGGUGCAAGAUGCAGAUCUUUGUGAAAACCCUCACCGGCAAAACCAUCACCCUGGAGGUGGAGCCCAGUGAUACCAUUGAGAACGUUAAGGCCAAGAUCCAGGAUAAGGAGGGCAUCCCCCCUGACCAGCAGAGGCUGAUCUUUGCCGGAAAGCAGCUGGAGGAUGGUCGCACCCUGUCCGACUACAAUAUCCAGAAGGAGUCCACCCUUCACCUGGUCCUCCGUCUUAGGGGUGGCAUGCAGAUCUUUGUCAAGACCCUCACCGGCAAAACCAUCACCCUGGAGGUGGAACCCAGCGACACCAUUGAGAAUGUCAAAGCCAAGAUCCAGGAUAAGGAGGGCAUCCCCCCUGACCAGCAGAGGCUGAUCUUUGCCGGAAAGCAGCUGGAAGAUGGCCGCACCCUGUCCGACUACAACAUUCAGAAGGAGUCCACCCUUCACCUGGUCCUCCGUCUUAGGGGUGGCAUGCAGAUCUUCGUCAAGACCCUCACCGGCAAAACCAUCACCCUGGAGGUGGAACCCAGCGACACCAUUGAGAAUGUCAAAGCCAAGAUCCAGGAUAAGGAGGGCAUCCCCCCUGACCAGCAGAGGCUGAUCUUUGCCGGAAAGCAGCUGGAAGAUGGCCGCACCCUGUCCGACUACAACAUUCAGAAGGAGUCCACCCUUCACCUGGUCCUCCGUCUUAGGGGUGGCAUGCAGAUCUUCGUCAAGACCCUCACCGGCAAAACCAUCACCCUGGAGGUGGAACCCAGCGACACCAUUGAGAAUGUCAAAGCCAAGAUCCAGGAUAAGGAGGGCAUCCCCCCUGACCAGCAGAGGCUGAUCUUUGCCGGAAAGCAGCUGGAAGAUGGCCGCACCCUGUCCGACUACAACAUCCAGAAAGAGUCCACCCUUCACCUGGUCCUCCGUCUGAGAGGUGGCAUGCAAAUCUUCGUCAAAACCCUCACUGGCAAAACCAUCACCCUGGAGGUGGAGCCCAGCGACACCAUUGAGAACGUCAAGGCCAAGAUCCAGGAUAAGGAGGGCAUCCCCCCUGACCAGCAGAGGCUGAUCUUUGCUGGCAAACAGCUUGAAGAUGGCCGCACCCUGUCCGACUACAACAUCCAGAAGGAGUCCACCCUUCACCUGGUCCUCCGUCUGAGAGGUGGCAUGCAGAUCUUCGUCAAGACCCUCACCGGCAAAACCAUCACCCUGGAGGUGGAGCCCAGCGACACCAUUGAGAACGUCAAGGCCAAGAUCCAGGAUAAGGAGGGCAUCCCCCCUGACCAGCAGAGGCUGAUCUUUGCUGGCAAACAGCUUGAAGAUGGCCGCACCCUGUCCGACUACAACAUCCAGAAGGAGUCCACCCUUCACCUGGUCCUCCGUCUGAGAGGUGGCAUGCAGAUCUUCGUCAAGACCCUCACCGGCAAAACCAUCACCCUGGAGGUGGAGCCCAGCGACACCAUUGAGAACGUCAAGGCCAAGAUCCAGGAUAAGGAGGGCAUCCCCCCUGACCAGCAGAGGCUUAUCUUUGCCGGCAAACAGCUGGAGGAUGGCCGCACCCUGUCCGACUACAACAUCCAGAAAGAGUCCACCCUUCAUCUGGUCCUCCGUCUCAGAGGUGGCAUGCAAAUUUUUGUCAAGACCCUCACUGGCAAGACAAUCACCCUCGAAGUUGAGCCCAGCGACACCAUUGAGAACGUCAAGGCCAAGAUCCAGGAUAAGGAGGGCAUCCCCCCUGACCAGCAGAGGCUGAUCUUUGCCGGCAAACAGCUGGAAGAUGGCCGCACCCUGUCCGACUACAACAUCCAGAAAGAAUCUACUCUCCACCUUGUCCUUCGUCUCAGGGGUGGUAUGCAGAUCUUCGUAAAGACCCUCACUGGCAAAACCAUCACCCUGGAGGUGGAACCCAGCGACACCAUUGAGAAUGUCAAAGCCAAGAUCCAGGAUAAGGAGGGCAUCCCCCCUGACCAGCAGAGGCUGAUCUUUGCCGGAAAGCAGCUGGAAGAUGGUCGCACCCUGUCUGACUACAACAUCCAGAAGGAGUCCACCCUUCAUCUGGUCCUCCGUCUGAGGGGUGGUAUGCAAAUCUUUGUCAAGACCCUCACCGGCAAAACCAUCACCCUGGAGGUGGAACCCAGCGACACCAUUGAGAACGUUAAGGCCAAAAUCCAGGAUAAAGAGGGCAUCCCCCCUGACCAGCAGAGGCUGAUCUUUGCUGGCAAGCAGCUGGAAGAUGGCCGCACCCUGUCCGACUACAACAUCCAGAAAGAAUCCACCCUCCACCUUGUUCUCCGUCUGAGGGGUGGCGCAAACAUGCAGAUCUUUGUCAAGACCCUCACUGGUAAAACCAUCACCCUGGAGGUGGAGCCCAGCGACACCAUUGAGAACGUCAAGGCCAAAAUCCAGGAUAAGGAGGGCAUCCCCCCUGACCAGCAGAGGCUGAUCUUUGCCGGAAAGCAGCUGGAAGAUGGCCGCACCCUGUCCGACUACAACAUCCAAAAAGAAUCUACCCUCCACCUUGUUCUCCGUCUGAGGGGUGGCAUGCAGAUCUUCGUCAAGACCCUCACUGGCAAGACCAUCACCCUGGAGGUUGAGCCCAGUGACACCAUUGAGAACGUCAAGGCCAAGAUCCAGGAUAAGGAGGGCAUCCCCCCUGACCAGCAGAGGCUGAUCUUUGCCGGAAAGCAGCUGGAAGAUGGCCGCACCCUGUCCGACUACAACAUCCAGAAGGAGUCCACCCUUCACCUGGUCCUCCGUCUGAGAGGUGGCAUGCAGAUCUUCGUCAAGACCCUCACUGGCAAAACCAUCACCCUGGAGGUUGAGCCCAGUGACACCAUUGAGAACGUCAAGGCCAAGAUCCAGGAUAAGGAGGGCAUCCCCCCUGACCAGCAGAGGCUGAUCUUUGCCGGAAAGCAGCUGGAGGAUGGCCGCACCCUGUCCGACUACAAUAUCCAGAAGGAGUCCACCCUCCACCUGGUCCUCCGUCUGAGGGGUGGCCAGUAAAUGAGUUCAAUAUUUUAUUCACUUAACAUGACAAGUGCACCUAAUAAAGUGAGAUCACAAUAAAUGGAA
Molecule: messenger RNA, 3185 nt
Organism: Xiphophorus hellerii (green swordtail)
Lineage: Eukaryota; Metazoa; Chordata; Actinopteri; Cyprinodontiformes; Poeciliidae
Product: polyubiquitin-C
Exons: 3
Coding region: 141-3116 (991 amino acids)
Molecular function (GO): protein binding
Source: RefSeq, a predicted model, not a curated record